AUGGACUCAGCAGCCAGGGACAAAAUGCAGCCCGCACUUCCCCCUGGGCCUGAGUGGCCGGAGCAGGAGAGGGCGGAGCAGCUGGCCCGGGGUGCAGCACUCAAGUGGGCCUCGGGCAUCUUCUACCGGCCAGAGCAGCUGGCCAGGCUCGGCCAGUACCGUAGCCGCGAGGUGCAGCGUACCUGUUCCCUGGAAGCACGCAUCAAGUCGGUGGUGCAGUCAUACCUGGAGGGUGUGAAGACCGGUGUGCGGCAGCUGGCCUGGGCCCUUGAGGACGUGCAGGGAGCCCGCGAAGCCCUGGGCCAGGCUCAUGGGUUGCUCUGGGGUAUGGCUGAGGCUGCACAGACCCUAGAACCCCUGCGGGAGCAGGUUGUGCAACACAAGCAACUGCAGGCCAUGUCUCAGCUGCUGCCCAGGCUGCGAGCUGUGCCUGCUGCAUUGGCCCACACACAGACCCUGAUUGAUGCCCAGCGACUCUUGGAGGCAUAUGUGAGCCUUCGGGAACUGGAGCAGCUACAAGAGGAGACGUGGGCACCUCUCGGGAGCCUGGAGUUGCCAGUGUUCGAGGGGCUGGGCCCUCUGGCUGAGGCUCUGGGCCAGGCUGUGGAGGCGGCUGCAUGGGCUGCAGGGCGGCUGGCACGGGAGGAUCCAGCCCUGCUGGUGGCUGCUAUGCGUGUGGCCGAAGUGGACGCUGGGCGCACAACCUCCCUGGAGCAGGCUGCCCGGGACUGGCGGCAGCGCUGUCUGCGGGCACUACAGGAGGGCUUGGAGCAGAUCCACUUUGGGACACCUCUGCAGCCUGGGCCAGGGGCACUAGCAGAGUGGCUGGAGGCUCUGCGGGUGGCUCUACCAGCAGAGUUGGCCGCGGCUGAGGCACUGGUAGCACCCUGCUGCCCACCACACUACAACGUGGUCCGGCUGUGGGCCCGCACCCUGCACAGUGGCCUGCGCCGCUGCCUGCAGCAACUCCUGGAAGGGCCUCAGCUGGAAGCUGCCGACGCCUUCACCUUGCUGCAUUGGGCACUGCAUGUGUACCUGGGGCCAGAAAUGAUGGGGAGCCUGGAACUAGGGCCCGAGGCUGAUGUGUCUGAUCUGGAGCCCCUCCUGACCCUGGAGAACAUCGAGCAGUUGGAGGCAAUAUUUGUGGCCAAAGUCCAGGCAAGUGUGGCCCAGUGGCUGCAGAAGGCACUGGACGGGGAUGUAGCUGAGUGGGGCCGAGAGCAGGAGCCUGACACAGACCCAUCUGGCUUCUACCACUCACCAAUGCCAGCCAUCGUGCUGCAGAUCCUGGAAGAGAACAUUCGCGUGACCAGAAUGGUCAGUGAGUCGCUGCAGCGGCGGGUGCAUGGCAUGGCACUGUCAGAACUGAGCGCAUUCCUAAGGAGCUUCAGUGAUGCUCUGAUCCGAUUCUCCCGAGACCACCUCAGGGGGGAAGCAACGGCCCCUCAUUACGUGCCCUACCUGCUGGCCACCCUCAACCACCAAUCAGCACUCAGCUCCUCCGUGUCCGUCCUGCAGCCCGACGGGGUGGCUCCAGGGGCCUUGGCUCCGGUGGAGGCAGCGCUGGACGAGUUGCAGAGGAGGAUCUGCCGCCUGGUGUUAGAGGCGCUGCUGGCGGAGCUACAGCCCCUAUUCUCUGCUCUGCCCUCUCGCCGGUGGCUGUCGAGCCCAGAGCUGCUGGAUGACGUGUGCGAGCGGACCGCGAGCUUCUGCCAGGACUUCCGACACGUGCGGGAUCCUGCGGUCCAGCUGCUGCUGGCUGAGGCGGAGCGUACCGUGGUGCUGCAGUACCUACGUGCGCUGAUGCAAGGCCGCCUAGUGUGCCGCGGUGCUGACGAGCGGACCCAGGCGGCCGAGCGCCUGCGGCACGAUGCCGCCCAGCUUCGGGAGCUUUUCCUCGGUUUGGGCCUGGAGGAGAGCGUUCAGUGCGCGUCAGUGCUGCUCGCCUUGAGGGAGCUGCUNNNNCUCCGCGACCCCACGCUGCUUGGUCUCGAGGUGGCAGGCUUGCGGCAACAAUUUCCCGACGUGAGCGAGGAUCACGUCUCCGCCCUCUUGGACCUGCGCGGGGACGUGUCCCGAGAGCAGCGCCUGGCCGCACUCAGCUCUCUGCAGGCCGGCCCGCAGCCCUCGCCCCCAGCGGGUGGACGCGCACUCUUCAGCCUCGUGCCAGCACCUGCACCCCCGCUGUCCUCCUGCCUCCCCUCGGGGUCCUGUGCCUGA
This is a messenger RNA of Lipotes vexillifer (Yangtze River dolphin), 2220 nucleotides long. It is a transcript of the gene EXOC3L1, whose product is annotated as exocyst complex component 3 like 1. Bases 1 to 2220 code for a protein of 739 amino acids. Gene Ontology annotation, biological process: exocytosis; exocyst localization. The record is from RefSeq and is a predicted model, not a curated record. Gene Ontology annotation, cellular component: exocyst. The transcript is spliced from 14 exons. NCBI's taxonomy places the organism in Eukaryota, Metazoa, Chordata, Mammalia, Artiodactyla, Lipotidae. Gene Ontology annotation, molecular function: SNARE binding.